Messenger RNA from Closterium sp. Yama58-4, 3924 nucleotides. NCBI's taxonomy places the organism in Eukaryota, Viridiplantae, Streptophyta, Zygnematophyceae, Desmidiales, Closteriaceae. The record is from the annotation of a GenBank genome assembly.
AUGGUGCACUACGUGGACGUGCACCUGCCGUGGUCGCACUCCCUCUGCGCCUGCUGCCUCCCCCGCAUGCUCCGCCCCGCCCCGCCCGUCGCCUUCCACGUCUCCUCGCUCGCAUCACUGCGCAAGAACCUAGUACAGCCCUUGCCGCCCUCCUUUCCGCCCUUCCGCUUCGGCCACAAGCCCCCGCGCUUCAUCACCGCCUACUCCGCCACCGUCCCGCUCUCCGCGUCUCCUCUCCGCCCUCCAAGCACUGCUACUGCUGGCGCUGCUGCUGCCAGUGCUGCUGCCGAAGAGAGCGCAGCAGCGCCGUCGUUGGCGCAGCAGUAUCGGUGGAAGGUGGACGCGGCACCUGUGGUUGCAGCAGAGGGGAUGAUGCUGGAAUGGCUGGCAGAGCCACGUGUCGGCCUGCUACUGGACCUCCAGGCGACACGGCGCCAGCUGGCGAAACGUCUGGGGAUGGAUGAGCUCGCUGCUGCACGUGCUACAGCCAGCACCAGGCGUGCUGACCGCCGUGCUACAGCCGGUCGUCAAGCGCUGUGGUGGUGCUGCUGGCAGUGCUCCUCUUGCUUCUCCUCCUACCGCCGUGCCGUAUCCGUUGCUGCUUUAUUCGUGCUUGUUGCCAAGUUCCCCCGAUUUGUCACUCUCUGGCGCGCCAAUGUGCGCUCUCCCAACUCUACUCUCGUGAGUCUGGCGUUUCAGUUUGAUGCGGGGCGGGAGGCUGGGGGCGACUGCUUGGCGUCGCUGCUGCUGCAGGUGCUGGGAGUGAAGGGGAAGCAGCAGCUGGAGACCGGCUUUGCUGCCCACCUGCUGCCGCUGCUGCCGGGGGGGAGGGACGCGCAUGGGGAGGGGGGAGGGGGAGGAGUGAGUUGGGGGACGGAGUGGGGAAACGGGGAGGAGUGGAGGGAGGGGUUGGGAUGGGUGGAGUGGGAGGAGUAUGUGGAACGCGUGGGGGAGAUUGCCGCCCAGGGAGGGCUGGCAAGCGAGCAGUACCGCUGCUGCUGCUCGCAGUGCUGCCAGGGCGAGGGAGCGAGUGAGAAGAAUAUUCGGGGCAAGAAGAAGAAAGGCUGUCGAAACAACAGCAACAACCCUAGCAGUGACACUGGCAGUAUCGCUGGCAGUUGCAAUGGCAGUGGCAGUGGCAGUGGCAGUGGCAGUGGCAGUGGCAGUGGCAUGGUGAUAUCUGGAGUGGACCCCACCGAGUUCGCUCUCAAGUGCGCAUUCAACUUCGCUGAACCGUGGUUUGCGAGCUGUGGUGCUAGUAUGUUUAACGAGUCUGCUAAUAACAGGUACAAGGAGAGGGCGGAAGAUACUGCAGUGGAGGAGGCAUGGAGCCGGCUGGCUGUGGGAGUGGGAAAAGAGGAGAGCAGUGGUGGGAGUCGCGGAGAGGGGAGCGGAAAGAAGGGUGGGGCGAGAGGGGGUAGGAGUGGAAAAGAGAAUGUGGAGCAAGGAAAGGUUUCUGAGGGGGACAGGGAGGAGCUAGAACCAUAUGAGAAGGAUCCCUGGGGGGAUAUGGGGUUCAACACCUUUAACACGGGGGAUUUCCGGGAUGGUACACCUGACCCGGAAGAGCACAUGAAGGAGGCCAACGAGAGGUACAUAGUAAUGCCCCCUCCUGACGUCACCCCUCUCUGGGAAAGCCCCAGCCCUCCCUACUACACCACCCUCGCUGCCCGCGUGGAGGAGUUUCUGAGAAGGUUCGCACCGAAGAGGCUGGCAGUGGAGGGGAGCAAUGGCCGUCUUGCGAGCGGCAUCGCCACAUGGGUGGGGCGCUUAGGCCUGGGGAAGCGCAGCUGGGCGGCACUGGCCUUAGGGCCGCUCUCAGAUGCGAAGCUGCACAUGCUGCUGCGCUCACAGGCAGACCUGGACGCGUUUUUGGAAAUGCUGGCUGAAGAACUCUCUCCCGUGCCCGCCUGCUGUCGCUGCAUGUGCUGCGCUGCUCUGUACUACGAGGCUGUUAUCAAGGUGUCCCUCGCUGCAACCUUCGCCUUCCGCCCCUCCGUCAUGCUGCUGCGCUGCAUCCUCUCGCUCUUCCCACCCUCCUCGCCAGAGCUCAAGGGCCUCCUGGCUGCUGUGGGCGUGGCGCCCAUCCCUGCAGCGGUCCCGGACUCGCUGGUGGUGGCGCUGCUGGAAGGCGUGAUGGAGCAGAAGCGCGUGCGCUUCCUGUUCCAUGCCAUCCAGCUGCUUUACCAGAACCAGUCGUAUGCCAAGCUCCUGGAGCCUAUCGAGGAAGGGUCCGGGGUGAACAUUUACGAGCCUCGGGGCAGGCAGGGGAAGCAGAGGGAGGAAGGGGAGGAGUGGUGGAUCUGGGAGGAGGUGGACAGCUGGCGGAUUGCAGCGGAGAGGGCUUGGCCGGUGCUGGGGCUCCGUAGUGUGGCAGUGCUGGAGCUAGAUACUGGUGGGGCGGCUGAACGGCAGGUGAAGGUUUGUGAGCGCAUGCGGCGUGUGAUGGCGGAAGAGGAGGUGAAGAAGCGGAGGCAAGCUCAGGCUGGCGGUGCUGCUGGGGAGGGCGCGAGUGGGAGCAGCAGCGCUGGUAGCAGCAAGGGCAUUGGGAAAGGGAAGACUCCUGUCGGCCUCAAUCGCAGCACGUAUGGCGCCAAUAAUGUCAACAAUGCAAUUCCCGUUACCAGUUUCAACGAGUUCGACUUCAACGGAACAUUUGAGGAAGAUAAUUUUGGAGAGAUUAUGGAGGCAGAUCGGCAUCCCCGCGAGCUGAUGGCGAUCCCGCUAGGACACAGCCGCAACGCGACUGCGGACGCCAAGAAGCUGCAGAUUGCCGACGCGCUUCGCUACCCCGUCUGUCCACGCGUCCGAGGUCGUGUGCGGGUGAACGUGGGAAUGAACACGGUGGGAACGGUGUGGAAGGGGUGGGGCACGUCGCUUGCAUGGGCCGGGCGGUACAUCGGCGGGCUGCCGGUGCGGCGGCGCGAGUACCUGCUGGACCUGCUCUUCCACGCGCGCAAGGGGCUGGGGCUCACCAUUGCGCGCUACAGCAUCCCCGGGGGCUACGACCGCCGCUACAGCCCGCGCCUGGCUCAGCGGGACUUGUUCCGCGGGUACAGCAGCGCGCGCGGGCGCUACAACUGGACGGGCGACUGGCGGCAGGUGGAGGCGCUCCGCGGCGCGAAGCAGCGAGGUGUGCAGGUAUUCGACGCCGUGUGCGACUCGCCGCCCUGGUGGAUGACUAAGUCUAACGACACGGCGGGGAACGCGGAGGGGCAGCCGAAUAUCAAUCCCGAUUACUACGACAGUUACGCGGAGUAUGUCGCGCGCGUCAUCUGGCAUCUGCAGAACGAUAUGAAGAUUAAUUUUUACAGCGUGUCGCCUUUUAACGAGCCGCUGGAGCCGUGGUGGGUGAAAGGCGGCGUGCGCGAGGGGUGCGCGAUGAGCGAGAGCGACAUCGCGCAGGUGUUGGGGAAGCUUCGCCCGCGAUUGGAGCAAUACGGCCUGGGCGACGUUCUCGUCGCAGGCGUCGACAGCUGGCCGUCGCAGACCUUCCGUGCGAUGUCGCGCGUGUUCGCGCAGAACGGCGACAAGCAAGCCGUUGUGGCAGACGGAGUGGGGCCCGGUAAACGUGCGAGGAUCGGAGAUGCAAAUCGCGUGUUUAAUGGCGCGAACAAUCAUCCAGCACGUAAAUUUGAUGGGCGUCGAGGCGUGGUAUCACUGGCUCGCGCUGCAGCAGCCGAAUCCCUCGGGCUGGGGUCUCAUCUGGCAGGACUUUUCGUACAGCGAAACGUUUCGCCCGGUGGUUACCAAACAGUUUUGGACGAUGUUACACUUCACAAGAUGGAUGCCUCCAGGCAGCUUGCCGCUUCUCGUUCGAGAGGAGUGCCAGCAUACAGUGCUUGCGGUGUACUCUCCCGUUAUGCACACACUGGCUGUCACUGUAGUGAAUCAGCAAAAACGGGCGCGAAACCUGGCCGUUAG